This is a messenger RNA of Penicillium verhagenii, 1338 nucleotides long. RefSeq lists its product as uncharacterized. The record is from RefSeq and is a predicted model, not a curated record. NCBI's taxonomy places the organism in Eukaryota, Fungi, Ascomycota, Eurotiomycetes, Eurotiales, Aspergillaceae. The coding region runs from base 1 to 1338 and encodes 445 amino acids. The transcript is spliced from 3 exons. Gene Ontology annotation, cellular component: endoplasmic reticulum membrane; mannosyltransferase complex. Gene Ontology annotation, molecular function: alpha-1,6-mannosyltransferase activity; GPI mannosyltransferase activity. Gene Ontology annotation, biological process: GPI anchor biosynthetic process.
AUGGCAACUGGAAAACCCGCGGCCAUGUUGCGGCUAGAGAAUCCCAUCCAAAGCUUAACGCACGCGUUCUGGUUGUGGAAAGCCCUCCUGUUUAUUGUGAUCAUUGCCUGUCCGGGCCCAGGCUAUGAUACUUCUACUACAUUAAUCUCCUAUGAGGGCUCGGAUCUCACCACCUCGCUCCCCUGGCCAUUGAAACUAGCUCGCUGGGACUCCAUCUAUUUUCUCCGAAUCGCUGAGCAGGGCUAUGUUUUCGAGCAAGAAUGGGCCUUUGGCUACCCGAGAGUGUUGGGAUACUUUGUUUCUGGACUUCGCAAAUCUGGCGGGCUAGGGGGCCCCGUUCCAAUUGCUUUGAUAGCUGUCGUGUUAUCCCAUGCUGCCCACUAUUUUUCGGUUCUAGCUCUAUAUCUACUUUCGGCCAAUAUAUUUGGUGACGAGACGGUUACCCAGAAACUUAUUUGUUUCUUGUCAGCUGCACUUCAUAUCAUCUCCCCAGCGGGUGCUUUUCUAUCUGCCCCGUAUGGAGAAUCCAUCUUCUCGUUUCUCAACUUUUCAGGUUUCUACCUGUACUCCGGGUCUCUCAUCUCCGAGCGUCAGGGUUUUACGGUCUUGCGAGACUUGCAGGUCCUUACUGCAGGAGGGCUUUUUGCCAUUGCCACAAUGGUCCGCAGUAAUGGUAUACUGAGCGGAUUCUUGUUCGCAUAUGACGCCUGUCUCUUGAUAUGGACAGGCUUGACUAAGGGUUUGUCCACCCGCAACAUUCGUCGCCUGAUCAUCAUUGGAGUGGGUGGUGGCACUGUGGCACUCGGGAUGAUUGUACCUCAGAUUCAAGCCUACAGGACUUACUGCCUGACCGACCUAAAUCGUGAAUGGUGUGGCCGGACAUUACCCAGUAUCUAUACUUGGGUCCAGAGCUACUAUUGGAAUGUUGGGUUUCUCCGGUACUGGACCGUCUCCAAUAUCCCUCUUUUCUUACUCGCAGCGCCGGUCCUGUUCAUACUGGGUAAAUCAUCCAUGUGGGCCAUUCGAGCCCCCGCUACAUUGCGAUCCCAGUCUGGAAGCUCAGCGCCUUCACCUCUUAGCCCGGGCUCCAUGCUUUUCCGCCUGGCAAUUCCCCAAGGCUUACUGGCGAUCAUGGCCUUAUCAAGCUAUCACGUUCAAAUUAUCAACCGGAUCUCAUCUGGGUAUCCUGUAUGGUAUUGGUACCUCGUAUCGAUCGGCAUGGAAUGUCUCCAGGACCCUCGCAAGAACCACCGCAGUUUAGCGCUUGCCGCACAAGCCAUGGUAGCCUAUGCCCUGAUCCAGGGCGUUCUAUAUGGUUCUUUCUUACCGCCGGCGUAA